Molecule: messenger RNA, 677 nt
Organism: Macrosteles quadrilineatus (aster leafhopper)
Lineage: Eukaryota; Metazoa; Arthropoda; Insecta; Hemiptera; Cicadellidae
Product: keratin-associated protein 4-8-like
Exons: 2
Coding region: 15-677 (220 amino acids)
Source: RefSeq, a predicted model, not a curated record
CAUUGACUUCCACCAUGAGAGUACGAGCAGCCUCCAGUCUUCUCUCCAUUUUCAUUUUGGCGCAAUUUUCUCCAACCCAAGUCAAUGCUUGUUUUGGGCUCCUCUCACAGUUGACCGGGGCUGCAGCCCCUGCCACCCCGACUGGACCUACUUCGCCUGUUACCGUCAAUUUAUAUGCUGCAUCCUGCGCCCAACCCACCCCCCCUGCACCUAGUGAACCUGAGCCAAGCCGCCAACCGGACUAUUGUUGUCCACCUUCAUACGAGUAUUGUCCACCCCCAUGUUGUCCACCUUCAUACGAGUAUUGUCCACCCCCAUGUUGUCCACCUUCAUACGAGUAUUGUCCACCCCCAUGUUGUCCACCCCCAUGUUGUCCACCCCCAUGUUGUCCACCCCCAUGUUGUCCACCCCCAUGUUGUCCACCCCCACCUUGUCCACCUUCAUGCUAUCCACCCCCAUGUUGUCCACCCCCACCUUGUCCACCUUCAUAUUGUCCACCACCUUGUUGUCCACCACCAUGUUGUCCACCCCCACCUUGUCCACCUUCAUAUUGUCCACCACCAUGUUGUCCACCCCCAUGUUGUCCACCCCCACCUUGUAAACCUUCAUGCUAUCCACCCCCAUGUUGUCCACCUCCAUGUUGCUGCGAUCCUUGUUGUAAUGACUAUUGUUGCUGA